AUGGAUCGUGUCUACCCGCUCUAUCCCGUUGUCAACCGCCAGGAAUUUAUCCUGCAGUACGAGAAAGGCGAACUGCCUUUGAUCCUUACCUAUGCCGUUUGCUUCAUUGCAGUUACAUUUGCUCCGCAGUCAAUACUGAGCCUUAUUGGCUUCCAAUACCGUCCGGAAGCGCGUUCAUUCUUCUACAAAAAGGCCAAAGCCCUUUUCGACAUGGGGCAUGAGAAAAAUAAGAUAACCGUCGUCCAGAGCACCUUCUUCCUAUCAUUCUAUGGCGGCGGCCCUAAUACCUACUGGAACUUUUACUCAUGGGUUAGUACAGCAGUGACAAUUGCCGAAGCAAUAGGAAUCCACCGCUCCACCAUUGCAAUACCCAACAUGCCAUUACAAGACAAAAGCCUGAUGCGGAGGAUAUGGUGGGCCUUAGUCAACCGCGAUAGUAUCUGCGGGACACUGGUUGGGCGGCCUUUCCGGAUUGACCUGGACCAGGCCGACGCAGACAUGUUGACCAUCGAAGAUUUCGCACACGACACGGCUGCCCCAGAUUUCGCCGACAACUCCUCCGCCCAGCGCUACGCACAGUACCAGAUCCAGACGGCGAAGCUCUCGCUUCUUAUGCGGGAGAUUAUAAUCAGCCGCUUCUACCCAGGCCGCUCGCCCACGCGGUCCGAAGAACUCUACUCUAAAUUACUUCGCUGGAAAGCACAACUUGCACCCACGCUAACCUGGGAUGACGAGGCGCCUGACCUCUCGAACCCCUUCUCCAUGUCCCUUUCCGUCCAAUACAACCACCACCUCAUCCUCCUGUAUCUCGGGCACCCGCGCGGCGAAGACCCACGCACCCUCGACGCACAGUGGACCGGCGAGAUCGUCGACACCGCCGCGCACCAUAUUCCAACCGUCGCGCUCGCCACAAAGUCCGCUCUCCUCACUGUCCCCAACGAACUCUACCACGGCAUUUUCCUCGCGCAAGCCGCGUUCUACGAGCGCAUGCGCAGCCCGGAUAAGUUGGUCGCAAGGCUAGGACGCACGGCGCUGAACUCGUGCCAGGUGGUGCUGCAGGCUAUCAGCGAGUUUUGGGACUGCGGGACUUUUAUCAUGCAGCUGUUUGAGAAUCUGUCGAGUCGUGCGUUGGACCAGCCGGCGUGGACUGCAGAUGGUAGUAGUAGGCAAGAGAGCGGAGGGCUGGGGACUGCUGAGGUUUCUACUGGCGUCAGCGGUACCAUGAACUCGAACACUGCGAAUGAGGUGGGCAUCUUCAACGCUUUACUGGGAGAUGAUCGAUGGCAGGGAAAUCCCAUGCUCGAGACUCUGUUUGGUCUACCGCCAGAACUCUUUUUGUCCGAAUAA
Molecule: messenger RNA, 1347 nt
Organism: Aspergillus mulundensis
Lineage: Eukaryota; Fungi; Ascomycota; Eurotiomycetes; Eurotiales; Aspergillaceae
Product: fungal specific transcription factor domain-containing protein
Exons: 1
Coding region: 1-1347 (448 amino acids)
Biological process (GO): DNA-templated transcription
Molecular function (GO): DNA binding; zinc ion binding
Source: RefSeq, a predicted model, not a curated record